Molecule: messenger RNA, 930 nt
Organism: Humulus lupulus (European hop)
Lineage: Eukaryota; Viridiplantae; Streptophyta; Magnoliopsida; Rosales; Cannabaceae
Exons: 1
Coding region: 1-930 (309 amino acids)
Source: RefSeq, a predicted model, not a curated record
AUGAUGAAAGAAGUCUUGCAGAAGUUCUCAGAAGGAAGGUCCUCCUACCAAAUGGAAGUCGCAGAUUUGUCCAUGAGAAGAGCUGACAAGACUCUGUUUACAGAUUGGAUUGUGCAAGAGCCAAAGCCAAAAGACUUUGUCAUACCAACCCUGCCAGCUUUCAACGGAAGAGGCGAUCCCUUGGAUCAUAUCUUUCAAUUUCAACAAAAGAUGUCCCUAGUAUUAAAUAAUGAGGCCAUUCACUGCAAAGUCUUCUCCACCACAUUCACUGUUCCUUCGCUUCUAUGGUUCAGGCAACUUCAACCAUGUUUUAUCAAUAGCUUCAACGAUUUUAGAAGGCAAUUCUUGCAACAGUACAGGGCUAAUCGAGAAGCACCUAAAACUAUGGGAGAUCUCUAUCACAUUGAACAAGGUGAAAAUGAACACCCCCAAGCAUACCUUCAACGGUUUAUGGAUUUGGUACACCAAAUCCAUAAUGUUGACACUGUCAUUGCUGCAAACUUGUUUAUCAAAAACCUGCAAGUUGGUACACUAUUGUAUGAAAACCUCACUUUAACCCCACUAUAUGAUCUAGCCGAUAUAAAAAUCAGAGCAGAAGGUGGCUUCCAUGUCCUAGAAGCAAGAGACCACACACAAAAGAAGUUGGCAUUGAUUUUAGUCCUAGUUGUCAAUAACCCACCUUUGCCAACCACAAAGGACAAGCGAAAGUCCACCAAUUUUAACCAAGAAAAAGGCUCAAAGAGAUCCAAGAACAGGGGGGAGCGCUACGUUACUCGUAUUUCGAUUUCAAUACCCCUCGAGAAAAGAUCUGUGAAGAGAACAAAGACUGCCAAAUUUGGUGAACCCAUUCAAGAUGUAGUCUCCAACCGACCGAAAAGACAAGAACAUAUAUUGCAUAUUUCACAAAGAUCAUGGCCAUACAAUAUCUGA